Fimicolochytrium jonesii is the source of this 768-nucleotide messenger RNA. RefSeq lists its product as uncharacterized. The coding region runs from base 1 to 768 and encodes 255 amino acids. Gene Ontology annotation, biological process: protein lipoylation. The transcript is spliced from 3 exons. The record is from RefSeq and is a predicted model, not a curated record. Gene Ontology annotation, molecular function: lipoyl(octanoyl) transferase activity. Gene Ontology annotation, cellular component: mitochondrion. Lineage: Eukaryota; Fungi; Chytridiomycota; Chytridiomycetes; Spizellomycetales; Powellomycetaceae.
AUGGCUUGUACGGCCGCCAACAGGAGCACGAUAAGGUCGUGGCGUCACCGGCCGUGGUUCCCUGUCCGCCGCCAUCGUGCUUUCACUACCUCCGCCCAAGUUUCCCUCCCAAGUCGCACCAUCGCUUACAAGCACAUAAGGUCUCCGGUGCCAUAUGCCCUAGGUUUGCAACUUCAGGACGAGCUGGUGGCUUACCACAGUCGGGCUCUUGCUGAUGGCAAACAGAGGCACAAUGUGCUGUUACUGUUGGAACAUCCCCCAACAUACACUGCUGGACGAAGAGUGAGGGGAACAGAGGUAGAUGAGGGAAGAAGACUCGGAGCUUUAGGUGCAGACUACCAUGAGACUUUGAGAGGUGGGCAGACAACAUUCCACGGUCCAGGACAGCUUGUUGGAUAUCCCAUAUUUGACCUGCGGAGUUUUGAUCUAGGAGUUCGGACUUAUGUCUCAACGCUCGAAAGCAUGCUUGUUCGCCUGUGCUCCUACUACAACAUCACGGCCCGCACAACAAAUGACACAGGCGUCUGGGUUUUCAAUCCAAAGAGGAACGAUGAUCAGAAAAUCGCAGCUUUGGGGAUCCAAGUGCGUCGUCACAUCACAAGUCAUGGGUUUGCGCUGAAUUGUAAGACUGAUUUGGGAUGGUUUGAGCAUAUUGUGCCUUGUGGUUUACCUGGAAAAGGCGUCACAUCAGUGUCUGUUGAGACUGGAAGAGGUGAGAGUCAUUGCAAAGGUAUCAAUCAGUUGAUAGUUUCACGCAUCUCAUUGUAA